AUGGACAUGAUCCCUGCUCAGGUAGCCGUGGAAGGCUGCUGCCAUGGAGAGCUGGACGCCAUCUACAGCACCCUGCAGGCGCUUGCAGAGCAGGACGGCCGUCCCAUCGACCUGCUCAUCUGCUGCGGCGACUUCCAGGCGGUCCGCAAUCUGGAUGACUUGGAAUGCAUGGCCUGCCCGCCAAAAUACAGGUCAAUCCAGUCUUUCUACAGGUACUACUCAGGCGAGGCCCGGGCCCCCAUCCCCACCCUGUUCAUCGGCGGCAACCAUGAGGCGGCCAACCACCUCUGGGAGCUGCACUACGGCGGCUGGGCCGCGCCCAACAUCUUGUACCUGGGCGCCGCGGGUGUGGUCGGCUUUGGCGGCCUGCGCAUUGCGGGCCUCUCCGGCACCUAUGCCGCGCACCACUAUCCGCUGGGCCACUUUGAGCGCCCGCCGUACAACAACAGCAGCAUGCGCAGCGCCUACCACGUGCGCUCGCUGGAGGUGCACCGCCUGGCCAGGCUGGCCACCGCCCCGGACAUCAUGCUGAGCCACGACUGGCCGCAGGGCAUCGCGCGCCACGGCGACCUGGACGCCCUGCUGCGAAGAAAGUCCUUCCUGCGCAGCGAGAUCACCGACAACUCUUUGGGCUCCCCCCCAGCAGCAGAGCUGCUCCACCACCUGCGCCCUGCCUACUGGUUCAGCGCCCACCUGCACACCAAGUUUGCCGCGCUAGUGCGACACGCUGCGGAGCCCGAGCAAGAGGUCCCACAGAAGCAUCCACCCAAAGGCUCGUCACCCGGCACCCUUGAGCCCAGAAGCAGCAAUGCAGCCCCUCGUGUCCGGGGCCGCCACCCCGCCACGCGCUUCCUGUCCCUGGACAAGUGCCUGCCGCGCCGCCAGUUCCUCCAGGUGCUGGACUUCCCCGAGGCCUCCGGCGCGCACGAGUUCACAUACGACGCGGAGUGGGCGGCGGUCCUGCGCGCCACGCACGAGCUGCAGAACCUCGCACCGGCGCCCACGGCGCUGCCGCGCGGGCCGCCGGCCCCCGUGACCCCGGCGGAGGUCGCGUCGGCCGAGGCGGCCCUGCGCGCCGCCUCUCCCACCGGCGACCUGGCCGUGCCCACCAACUUUGUGGCCACCGCGCCGGCGCACGACCCGGGUCGGCCCGGGCAGCGGGGGCGGAUGCCGCGCGCCGCGCCGCGCAACCCGCAGACCCUGGAGUACCUGCGCCGCCUGGGCCUGCCUUAUGACCUGGACCUCGAUGCGGUGCCCGGCCCGCCGCACGGGGGCUGGGCCGCAGGAGGUCCGACGCCGCCGCAGGCUACCAGAGCCUCGGAGCCCAACCCGGAGGAGAUCGACCUCGACCUCGAGUCUGAGGAGGAGGACAAGGACAGUGCAGAGGCGGAACACAACUCAAACCUGUGCGGCAGCGACGGAAGGCCCCCUCUCCUCGCCUCGUUGGCCGCCGUGCUUGGGCCACAAAACCCAGAGGAGGUCCAGCUUGACAGCGAGACGGAGGAAAGCUGA
This is a messenger RNA of Auxenochlorella protothecoides, 1512 nucleotides long. RefSeq names its product Lariat debranching enzyme B. Gene Ontology annotation, biological process: mRNA splicing, via spliceosome. NCBI's taxonomy places the organism in Eukaryota, Viridiplantae, Chlorophyta, Trebouxiophyceae, Chlorellales, Chlorellaceae. The coding region runs from base 1 to 1512 and encodes 503 amino acids. The transcript is spliced from 3 exons. The record is from RefSeq and is a predicted model, not a curated record. Gene Ontology annotation, cellular component: nucleus. Gene Ontology annotation, molecular function: RNA lariat debranching enzyme activity.